This is a messenger RNA of Arctia plantaginis, 831 nucleotides long. The record is from the annotation of a GenBank genome assembly. NCBI's taxonomy places the organism in Eukaryota, Metazoa, Arthropoda, Insecta, Lepidoptera, Erebidae.
AUGUGCCGUAAUUUUGGUGUAAUAAGAUUCAAAACACGUCACUCCAAGUGCAGAACCGGUUUUAUCGCAUUGCAAGUCUUCAGUGAGAUGUUUCAACAUACACAACUACGCAUAGUGGGUUAUACGGCUAUUUUAGUAAUACAUACCACAAAUGUCUUCUAUAUGAAUUGGCAUACAAAGGGUGUACAUACUAAAGACGAAAGGGUUUUAGUAUUUAAGGGCCUGGACAAUAGAUUCUUGACCACAUGGAAUUUUAUGCUACAAACAGCUUACGCCAUCUUCGGUUUAUUAUGCGAUGUCUACGUAUUGAAGAAUUCCCGUAAACAAUUAUGUAGUCUGCCAAGCUAUAUUGCUGAACUUAGGGAGAUCAUGUUUUCGGCUAUAGUUUGGCCUUCGACUUGGCUAGUAUUCACAGUAUUCUGGGGUUUGUACAACUAUGACAGAUCAUUAAUAUUCCCGGAGUACUUGGACCCGUUCCUACCAAGGGUGUCCAACCAUGUGAUACAUACUCUAAUUGCGCCCAUCGUGCUGUUUGAAAUUAUAUCCAGGCCGAGAAUCGAACCCAGUACCCAUUUAAAGAAUUUGAUAAUAACGAGUUUAUACAUAUGUUCUUAUCUGUUGGUGAUGUUAUUGACCUACAAAGAAAGGAAUGUUUGGCUUUAUCCAGUAUUUGGGCUACUCUACGGUAGCGUAUACUUUGUGCUAUUAGUGAUAGGCAUUUAUGGUUUAGCAAUUGGCUUCUACAUGGUGCAGUGGCCUAUAAGUAGGAUGAUAUGCUUGAAAGGAACAAAGAAGAAUAGGCAGAUACAGAAACGGAAGAAACGUGUUUGA